This is a messenger RNA of Antrostomus carolinensis (chuck-will's-widow), 1660 nucleotides long. RefSeq names its product unc-93B1 regulator of TLR signaling (gene UNC93B1). The transcript is spliced from 11 exons. Gene Ontology annotation, cellular component: lysosome; endosome. The annotation marks the transcript as partial. NCBI's taxonomy places the organism in Eukaryota, Metazoa, Chordata, Aves, Caprimulgiformes, Caprimulgidae. The record is from RefSeq and is a predicted model, not a curated record. Gene Ontology annotation, molecular function: Toll-like receptor binding. Gene Ontology annotation, biological process: toll-like receptor signaling pathway; toll-like receptor 7 signaling pathway; toll-like receptor 3 signaling pathway.
CUGGAUGACUUUGUGGGUGCUCACCCCGACUACAACGAGGAGGAGGAGGAGCAGAAAUACUUCCGCCGCAAGCGCCUGGGUGUCAUCAAGAACGUGGUGGCCGCCAGCCUGGCCAGCACCCUGACCUACGGCGUCUACCUGGGUAUGCUGGAUGACUUUGUGGGUGCUCACCCCGACUACAACGAGGAGGAGGAGGAGCAGAAAUACUUCCGCCGCAAGCGCCUGGGUGUCAUCAAGAACGUGGUGGCCGCCAGCCUGGCCAGCACCCUGACCUACGGCGUCUACCUGGGUUUGUUGGAGAUGCAACUGAUCCUCCACUACGAUGAGACUUACCGGGAGGUGAAGUACAGCAACAUCGAGCUGGAGGACAUCGACCGGAAGGUGUUGAUGGGCAUCAACGUCACCCCGGUGGCAGCUCUGCUCUACACACCUGUCCUCAUCAGGUUUUUUGGCACCAAGUGGGCCAUGUUCCUGGCGGUGGGGAUCUACGCCCUCUUCGUCUCCAGUAACUACUGGGAACGUUACUACACGUUGGUACCUUCAGCCGUGGCCAUCGGGAUGGUCAUCGUGCCACUCUGGGCUUCCAUGGGCAACUACAUCACACGGAUGGCCCAGAAGUACUAUGAGUACGUUAACUACAAGGAGGAGCACGUGCAGGAGCAGCAGCGGGCGCCGCGAGGUGCCUACAGCGUCUACGUCAUCAUCUUCCAGACCAUCUUCUACUCCUGCUUCCACCUGAGCUUCGUCUGUGCUCAGAUGCCCAUGCUCUUCUUCCUCAACAACUACCUCUACCAGCUCAACCACACACUCUUCGGGGUCAAGCACUGCGGGACCUUGAGUCACGGGACGUUGCCUGGCUUCAACAAGACGGUUCUGCAGAGUCUUCCUCGCAGCGUCAACCUCAUCAUCGUGGAGAGCGCCUUGAUGGCGGCCGCCUUCCUGGCCAUGCUGGUGGUCUUGGUGCUCUGUGGGUCGGCCUAUAGGCCCACAGAGGAGAUCGACCUGAGGAGCAUCGGCUGGGGGAACAUCUUCCAGUUGCCCUUCAAGCACAUGAGGGACUAUCGCCUGCGGCACCUCUUCCCCUUCUUCAUCUACAGCGGCUUCGAGGUGCUCUUCGUCUGCACCGGCUUCUCCCUGAAUUACGGGGUGUGUGCCCUGGGGCUGGAGAACCUGGGGUACCUCCUGAUGGCCUACGGCGCCUCCGCCUCGGGCUGCUCCAGCCUGGCCCUGUCCAGCCUGCGCCUGCGCCGCCAGGUCCCGCUCCUGGCCGGGGCCGUUGUCCACGCUGCUCUCCUGGUCACUCUCUUCUGCUGGGCACCUGAACCCCGGCACCUGGUCCAAGCGCCGCUGCUCUACGCCAUCGCCGUGCUCUGGGGCAUGGGGAGCACCCUCAACAAGACUGGUAUCAGCAUCCUCCUGGGCAUGUUGUACGAGGACAAGGAGCGUCAAGACUUUGUCUUCACCAUCUACCACUGGUGGCAAGCCCUGGCCAUCUUCACUGUCUACCUGUGGUCAGGGUUACCCAUGAAGGCCAAACUCUCCAUCCUGCUGCUGACCUUGGCGGUGGCCGUGGGGACCUACCUGAGGAUGGAGCAGAAGGUGGCCCAGCACGUGGCCUAUCGGCUGCCCCGCAUCCCCCGCCCGCGGCACAGGGCGCGCG